Rangifer tarandus platyrhynchus (Svalbard reindeer) is the source of this 1191-nucleotide messenger RNA. The record is from the annotation of a GenBank genome assembly. NCBI's taxonomy places the organism in Eukaryota, Metazoa, Chordata, Mammalia, Artiodactyla, Cervidae.
AUGUGGUGGCUACUUGUAACAAUGUGUUUCAUCCACAUAUCUGGAAAUGCAUUUUGCUUCUUUGGGAAAAUUGCUAAGAACCCUGAAGCCAGUAUGAAUGUUAGUCAGAUGAUUUCCUACUGGGGCUACCCAAGUGAGAUGCAUAAAGUUAUAACUUCGGAUGGCUAUAUCCUUCAGGUCUAUCGGAUUCCUCAUGGAAAGAAUGAUGCUAAUCAUUUAGGUCAGAGACCUGUUGUGUUUCUGCAGCAUGGUCUUCUUGGAUCCGCCACAAACUGGAUUUCCAACCUGCCCAACAACAGCCUGGGCUUCCUGCUGGCAGAUGCUGGUUAUGAUGUGUGGCUGGGGAAUAGCAGAGGAAAUACCUGGGCCCAGGAACAUUUAUACUAUUCAACAGACUCCCCUGAAUUCUGGGAUUUCAGUUUGGAUGAGAUGGCUAAAUAUGACCUUCCAGCCACAAUCAAUUUUAUCAUAGAGAAAACCAAACAAGAGCAACUCUACUACGUGGGCCACUCCCAAGGCACCACCAUUGCUUUCAUAGCAUUCUCCACUAAUCCAGAGCUGGCUAAAAGGAUUAAGAUAUUUUUUGCAUUGGCUCCAGUCACAACAUUGAAAUAUACCCAAAGUCCUAUGAAAAAAUUUACAAAUCUUUCCAGAAAAGCAGUCAAGGUAUUAUUUGGUGACAAGAUGUUCUCUCCGCACACAUUUUUUAACCAAUUCAUUGCCACCAAGGUAUGCAACCGGAAGAUAUUUCAUCGUAUUUGCAGCAACUUUAUAUUUACUUUGAGUGGAUUUGAUCCGAAAAACUUAAACAUGAGUCGCUUAGAUGUUUAUUUUGCACAGAGCUCUGCGGGAACAUCUGUUCAGACCAUGCUGCACUGGGCCCAGGCUGUUAAUUCUGGUCGGUUCCAAGCUUUUGAUUGGGGAAACCCUGGUCAGAAUAUGAAGCACUUCCACCAGCUUACACCUCCUCUAUACAACGUUUCUAAUAUGGAAGUUCCAACAGCAGUGUGGAGUGGUGGACAGGACUGCGUGGCUGAUCUCAAAGAUGUUGAGAAUUUACUCCCUACAAUUACCAAGCUCAUUUAUUACAAGUCAAUUCCACACUACAAUCAUGUGGAUUUUUACCUUGGACAGGAUGCACCCCGGGAAAUUUACCAAGACCUAAUUAGAAUGAUGGAGGAAUGGUUGUAA